Molecule: messenger RNA, 494 nt
Organism: Didymodactylos carnosus
Lineage: Eukaryota; Metazoa; Rotifera; Eurotatoria; Philodinida; Philodinidae
Source: the annotation of a GenBank genome assembly
AAGUUAAAAAUAGACAUUUAUACACCAUUCGAUAGACAAUUUCAAGAGCUACAUUUUGCACUAUUUAUAUUUGAAAAAAGGAUUAUUUCGAUUUUCCGCCUAAUUUCCGCCUAUAUGCCCACUGUGCAGCACCGUAUAACUUAGCUGCUGCUUAUCGUGUUUCUGGUAUCACAGUUAGGCGUCCACUACAGCAAACAUUUGGUUAUAUCCGAGCAAAUAAGUUGAAGUAUGGUAUUUUAACAAAUUAUGAAAAGUUUUAUUUAUUGAAACGUGAAAAACCAUCAUUAUUUAUUUCAACAGCAAUAAAGUUAUCUGAUGCACAGUGGGCAACCACGUGGACAUUAGGUGGAAAAAAGAAAGUGAAGUCUUUCAAGACUCGAAUAGCAAGUCAAAUACUCCAACUUAUGCUCUAUUUAAUCGGCACAGAAAGUUUUGUUCUAAGUGCCAUAGUUAUUGAAAAACAGAGCGAUGAAGAUCGAAAAAACAAUUUUUAG